Molecule: messenger RNA, 1646 nt
Organism: Oppiella nova
Lineage: Eukaryota; Metazoa; Arthropoda; Arachnida; Sarcoptiformes; Oppiidae
Source: the annotation of a GenBank genome assembly
UAUUCGAAGUCAACAAUUCAUUUCUAUUGAGAAAUAAUUAAUAAUUUAUUAAAUAUUAAAGUAAACAUUAAUUUAAAAUAUCGGCUAAAAUGUCUAAAAGGCUGCCAUUCUUGAGAUCUUGUCUUGAGGAAUGUGAUCCACCCAUUAAAACAGAGGUUAAAGGUGUGAUCCCAGUGUGGCUGAAGGGCACUCUUUUACGCAAUGGUCCCGGUCUUCAAGAAGUGGGAACCGAUAAAUACAAUCAUAUGUUCGACGGCUUAGCGCUUAUGCAUAGGUUUCAUAUAAACAAUGGUGAAGUUUCAUAUCAAAACAAAUUCCUCCGGAGUGACGCUUAUCUCAGGAAUCUGAAGGCCCAGAGGAUAGUGGUGUCUGAGUUUGGCACCACUGCAUACCCUGACCCGUGCCAAACCAUUUGGCGCCGAUUCAUGUCUCACUUCUGGACCAGUCCUGAAAUGACAGACAAUGAUAGCGUGAAUAUAUAUCCAGUGGGCGACCAGUUAUAUGCGGCCACAGAAACCAAAUUUAUUCGACGCAUUGAUGGCAACACUUUGGCCACUCAUGAGAAGGUGGAUCUGUCCAAAUACUUGACCGUUAAUACGGCGACAGCGCACCCGCACGUCCACACCGACGGCUCCGUCUAUAAUAUGGGCUCAAGUUUUGGCCCAAAAGGAAAGUAUCAUUUGAUAAGAAUUCCCAACGAAGACAACGCUUUUGAGAACUCAUCGAUUGUUUGCUCGAUUCCGAUGGACAGACCCUUUCAUCCCUCCUAUUACCACAGUUUCUCCAUUUCCAGUAAUUACUACAUAUUCAUUGAGCAGCCGUUAGUGUUAUCGGUGCCCACUAUUGCUAUGACUCCCAUAACCGGAAAACCGUUUGCCGAGUGCCUCGUUUGGAAGCCUGAACUCAUGACCAGAUUUCAUAUAAUUGAGAGAACAAGUGGCAAAUUAAUUAAUACUAAAUAUAUGGCCCAAUCCUUUGCUUUCUUCCACACUAUCAAUGCCUUCGAAGACAAUAACCAAUUGGUUGUUGAUAUUUGUUGCUAUCCGGACGGACAGAUCAUAUCUACAUUAAAUAUACAGAAUAUGACAGAUAUGUACGAAAAUCAUAAAAAGUUUGACACCAAGAGUGAAGUGAGACGUUUUGUACUCCCAUUAGUGCAUCAAAUGACAGAUGUGAAAGCCGAUACAAAUCUCGUAAACUUGGAGUACACUAAAGCCAGUGCUUCUCUAAAGGCUGACAAGUCUGUACAGUUAAACUACGAACCUCUAACUCCUUCGGGUCCUUGGAUGGGUGAAUUACCACGAAUUAACUAUAAAUUCAAUGGACAUAAGUAUCGAUAUUUUUAUUCUUUAAUGCAAACUGAAGACUACAAAACUAAAUUACUUAAAUUUGAUACAAAAACUAAAGAAUCUGUGGUUUGGUCUGAAGACAAUACCUUUCCAUCUGAACCGGUUUUUAUCGAGAAUCCGGACAUUAAUUAUUCGGAUGAAAAUAAUGAAGAUGAAGGUGUGAUCCUGUCAUCAGUUCUGUCAGAGUCUGACGAAACGAAAGGAUUCUUAUUGAUAUUAAAUGCGAAAACUAUGCAAGAAUUGGGUCGGGCACAAUUAGUCAUUAAACGCAAUGGAAAGAUAAGUCUUAACAAUUAA